Dreissena polymorpha is the source of this 3519-nucleotide messenger RNA. Its product is annotated as protein-lysine N-methyltransferase EEF2KMT-like. Lineage: Eukaryota; Metazoa; Mollusca; Bivalvia; Myida; Dreissenidae. Gene Ontology annotation, molecular function: methyltransferase activity. The record is from RefSeq and is a predicted model, not a curated record. The transcript has 8 exons. The coding region runs from base 532 to 1602 and encodes 356 amino acids.
UUAAUUACGAAGCACUUUAUACUGACUGAAAUAUGCAACAAUAUUGAACGCAAAGUGGAUGCUUUAACUUAAGAUCUGAAAUCAAGUUAUGCAAAACGUAUAUUCUAAAUGAUGCCGUUCGAUAUUAAUUUAAUAUUUUUUGACAGAAUUUGUUUACUUUUUGUGAGCGUCACCGGAAGUUAACCACCGAAAUGAUACAUGUUCUCUGAUUGGCUAGUUUUUAGGCUAUUGCAUAUUUUGACUAAUAGAAUUAUUCCUUGCAAGCUACAUCCAAAAUGGCGACCUCCAUGGUCCAAACGAAUGAUGAAAAAAGAAAAACCGAGUUAUUUAGAUGUAUUGCUGUUCAAUUUUUUGAAAUGGUACCUAUUCGGAGAAUUAAAUGGCAGUGUGAACAGCCUUUAGAAAUUGACAUGAUGGACCAGCAAGCACUGCUUUCCCUCACAGUGAAGAGUCCGCUGUGUCAGCACUGCCCACCCUCUAUAUUCUACCAGAGGAGCUUCAUCAAGAAAUUUCUCAGCUUGUUAGAGGACUAUGGCAGUGAGAUUUGUGAUGACCUGUACGAUGCAUACACAGAACUCCUGCAGGAGACGGAUGCAGAGGAAGAGGACCUUUGCUAUAAAACAUUCACUCUGGUGUGUACACCCCAACACGACAAACAACAAGGCCGUCACCAUUAAGGAGUCAGUGAAUAUGAUAUCAUUUGGAACAACUGGUCUUAGUACCUGGCAGGCUUCUCAGCAUUUAGCAGAAUGGAGUAUCCAAAAUAAAGAGUUAUUAAGUGGCAGACAUAUUCUGGAAUUAGGGUGUGGCUUGGGGAUGCUGGGAUUGGCAGUGUGCCAGGAAUGUGGUGUACGGACGUACACGUUCACUGAUCACAGUGCUAAUGUACUCCACCUGGUGGCUGACAACAUACACAGGAAUCUCAGUGGAGAAGAAGAUUGCUUUGAUAGUGAUGUGACUGAAGAAAAACAGCCAAUAGGCACCUGUAAUAGUCAUAUUGCUAGUACUGAAAAUGAUAAUGCUUCUCGUGCAUGUAAAAGAUCCAUCAACAUAAAAAUGCAUUUAAGUAAAGAAAGUGUUAUGAGAACUUCCAGUGAUGCUAUUGAAUGUACUGAGGAUGACUCUGUGGAGCAGAGUGCAGAGUCUGACUGUGAAACACACAGUAAUUGUAAUAGUCUACUUGACCUGGAGUUUGUGCUAAAUGGACCUCAAUGGCAUGCUCUGAACAAAGACGUUUAUGUGCACACUAGCAGAGAUAUGAUUCAGGUGGGUAGACUUGACUGGGAGAGUGUCACACAGGAGGAUGUUGACAAAUUUGGACCAAUAGAUGUGUUGCUGGCUGCAGAUGUUGUGUAUGACGUGCGUCUCAUUCCUUGCCUGGUGCGGGUGCUAAAGCUGUUCCUGUCCCGUGACCCACACUCCCAUGGGGUACCGCCUGUUGCCUACAUUGCUGCCACAAUACGCAGUGAAGAUACCAGAGACCAGUUUCUCAUUGCACUUAGUUCUGCCUCAUUGAGUUACAUGCCAGUUGAGCCUUCCUCACUACGCUUAUUCCACUAUGACACAAGUAUUCCUAUUGAAAUUAUCAAGAUCACUGUGUGACCUAAUUCUGAUACCUGAAAGAACAUAUUAUCAUUACCUCUAGGCUACCUCUUGCUUUGUUAGAUGAUUUUUAGCUCGGCUGUUUUCGGAGAAAAGCCGAGGUAUUGUCAAAGCCAGCACGCCGUCCGGCAUCCGCUGUGCUAAAACCUUGACAUUUUGCUCUAAAAUCAAAGUGCUUCACCUACGAGUUUGAAAAUUGAUAUGUAGAUGCACCUUGACGAGUUCUACACCCCACACCCAUUUUUGGGUCACUAGGUCAAGGUCACUGUGAUCUCUAAAAAAAUAAACUGACAAGCUUUCAUUUAUUCAAAACUGCACCUGCAGCCGAGUGUUGGCACCAGUUAUGCGGUGCUCUUGUUUAAAAUAAUAUUUUUUGUUGUUGUUCUAUUUCAAGACUUGCUCAGAGUGAAAACAAACUUCUAAACUGAUUUUGUUACCAUUUUCAGACAUGUUCAAAUUACAAAAAAAAUCUUAAAGUAUUCUUAACUGAAUACUUUCAUGUGAUUAUGAGAAAUGCAAAAGAAAAACUAUAUAAUUGCAUUUGAUUCUAUAUACAUGUUUAUUGACUUGGUUUGUCAAAAAGUUAAAAACCUUUUAGCAUGUCCUUUGUGUACCAUAGUGAGGCAAACUGUAAUUUAUGCAUCUAUUGCUGAAAUGUGAUACUGAAUGAUACAAUGUUUGUAUGUUUAUAAUUUAUGUUUAAUUUUAAAACUGAUAUUGUUCAACCAGCAUAGAGGAGUAAUUGAUUAUUUUAAAUGUAAUAAUAAUAUUGUCUUUAAAGAUUUUGUUUUCAAGUUCUUUAUGUAAGUGUACUUUAUAAUCUUAUAAUAUGUGCCUCUUCCAAGAAGGAAGGAUAUGUUACAUGACACCUGUCUAUAAAUUGAUCAUUUGUUUAUGAAUUUCAUUUGUUCCCACUAAAUAUGCAGAAAAUGCUUAGCAAUACAACCAUGCACAUUGUAUGCCAUUAUUAUUGAAGAGAUGAGAUAAUGGCAGACAGCAGUAAAAUACUGUCCACUCAUUAUAAGUUAAUUUUUAUAGAUGGGGAAGUUAAAAAAAGAAAAUAAAAAGCUGUAAAUUUUCAUUUUGGGCUGGUUUAUAAAUAUAGGGGGUCGACUUCAUACAAAAUUCCUGCAAAAGAAGAGGGGGUGUAUAUCAUGUUUUACAAUCAUCUGUGGUACGGAAGUUUUUUUUCGAGGGUUUAGAAUGUACAAUUUUUUUUUAAUGUUUGAAUAUGCUGAAAGGGACCUCUUCACAGAUUUUGCAUGUGUUAAAGCUUGUCAUUAAAUGAUAAUUAAUUUGAUAUAUUUAAACCUUGGAACUAAAAAGCUCCAGUGAAAAACAAGAAUAAAAUCAAAGAAAUAAUAAAAAGUACCCACAAAUGGGCUCGAACCACUGACCCUUCAAGUAAAAGUUUAGCACAUAAAACACUCGACUAUCCGUGCUGAUAGUGAUGUGUAUUUAACACAUUAUAUAAGCAAUCACAAAAUAUAACAAUAACAAUAGAUCUCUCCAAAUUAUUAAAUUGUUUCGCGUUUGUAACUCUUUCUACAUGUAAAUUAUCAGGGUUUUUUUAAUCUUCAUAAGAUGCAUGUAAUAAAUAUUUUAGAGCAUGGUAACUCUUCAGUUUUACUGUUUUCUGAUAAAUAUCCCAACUAUAACGAAAGUAUGCAAAUCAUAAACCAAUUUUUUCAAUUUUGCCAAUUUACCAAACGUGAAAAGGUCCCUUUAAAUAACUUGUAAGUAAAAUGUAUGUUGAUGUCCUGUUACAUUUAUGACCAUGGUUGUAAGUAUUCAAUGGUAUUAUAUUAUGUUGUGGUGCUUUUAAAAUCAGUAUUUUUGCGCUGAUGGGGUUUGUGUAUUUGUUAUUAUAAUUUAAUGUUCAGUAAUGUGCAAAGAAAUAAAAGUAUUCAAAAGAAA